GAUCUAUCGCCACAAAGAUAUUGGUGACAUUAACAAUGAUGAGCUUUAUUCACUGUUCUCGUUUGAACUUUGCAUUUUCAACUUUUUGGCUAACGUUGUUCUAUAUGAUGCUGGCUCAAUGCGUCAAAGGAGGAACAGUUGUCGAGGGUGAUAAUAUUGACACUCCACCUGGGUCGUCAGCUGUGUAUCCCAAUAUGCCCAACAAUGCAUCCACAGUGGUAGAAUCAACUGAGGCUACUUUUGACACUCCACCUGGGUCGUCAGCUGUGUAUCCCAAUGUGCCCAACAAUGCAUCCACAGUGGUAGAAUCAACUGAGGCUACUUUUGACACUCCACCUGGGUCGUCAGCUGUGUAUCCCAAUGUGCCCAACAAUGCAUCCACAGUGGUAGAAUCAACUGAGGCUACUUUUGACACUCCACCUGGGUCGUCAGCUGUGUAUCCCAAUGUGCCCAACAAUGCAUCUACAUUAGUAGAAUCAACUGAGGCUACUUUUGACACUCCACCUGGGUCGUCAGCUGUGUAUCCCAAUGUGCCCAACAAUGCAUCCAGAGUGGUAGAAUCAACCGAUGCUACUAAUAUCACUGCAAAUGAAACCUCAGCUAUGUAUCCCACUUCGCCAACCAUGGUAAAAUCAAAAGAGGGUACUACUAUUACUCUACCAGAGUCGACACUUGUAAAACCCAAUCCGCCUACCAUGGUAGAAUCAACUGAGGCUACUUAUGACACUCCACCUGGGUCGUCAGCUGUGUAUCCCAAUGUGCCCAACAAUGCAUCUACAUUUGUAGAAUCAACUGAGGUUACUUAUGACACUCCACCUGGGUCGUCACCUGUGUAUCCCAAUGAUGUGCCCAACAAUGCAUCCACAGUGGUAGAAUCAACUGAGGCUACUUUUGACACUCCACCUGGGUCGUCAGCUGUGUAUCCCACUUCGCCCACAAUGGUAGAAUCAACAGAGGGUACUACUAUUACUCCACUUGAGUCGACACUUGUUAAGCUCGAUUCGGUCUCCAUGGUAGAAUCAACUGGGGGAACUAACACUAGUGAAAACGCAUCCUCAGCUGUGUAUCCCACUGCACCCACCAUGGUAGAAUCAACUUAUGUUUCUAAUACCACUCAACCUGGGUCGCCAGCUGUUUAUCCUACCAUGGUAGAUUCAACUUUGGGCACUUCUACUACCCCACCUGAGUCGACACUUGUAAAACCCAAUGCGGUCUCCAUGGGAGAAUCAAAUCUGGCUGCUCACACCACUCCACCUUGGACGUCAACUGUAGCACCCAUUGUUCAAUCAACUCUGAGUACUUAUGGCUUUCCCACUGUGUCGUCACUUGUAACCCCCAUUGCGGCCACCACUUCAGAUUCAACUCAGAAUCCUGCUUUCCCUCCAAGGAGUUUUACUUUUGUAAAUAAUCGACCAGGAAGUACGUUGAAAAAUACCUCAAGUGAUACAAAUGCUUUGAGAAAAAAAAUCGAUUUUAUCAACAGCCCCUCAAAUCAACCAAGCUUAAAAAAAGAAAAUAAGAAAUACCAUGCAGAAGAUGAUGACACGACUCAUGUUUUUAAAGAUGAAGCAAAGAAUAACACUAAUCAUGAUUCGAUGUCUGUGAAAAAGAAUGACACAUAUUCAUAUGAUUUCGGUAAUAACAGUACCGAGGAACGUUCCAACAAGUCUACUAUCACUCCUAUUUAUGGAGUUACUAAGCCUGACGGUACGAUGGCUAAUUCACCCCUAAAUGGAGCCACUAACUCAAACUGGAUUUCAGAUCUCUUCAUUGCUCAGGCAGUGAUUAGCUUCGUUGUGUACGUCAUCCUGAUGGUACUCUUGGCGAUUUUGGUUGGAAGACGUCGUAAAGCAAGGGUCCACAGGCGUAAUUUAGGAUUGGAACUGGACAAUGUUGCCUAAACCAUGAGUGCUGCAUAUGAAAAAAGGAAAACAAAACAAGUGUUAAAUAAUUAAGUGAGAUUUCUUGGAUGCCUUACAAGUCGUUAAAUUAGUUAACACUUUAUUUUUUUUUCAAUUUUCUUUUUGACUAUAAAACAAGAACAGCAUUGUGUGGUGUUUUAAUAAUGUUUACCCAAAAACGUUUUUGUAGAUAUUUUAAAGUAAUUUAAAAGCCUAAAAAGUUCUUUUUUUCAGAAUGUAUCUUUUUAUUUUUU
Molecule: messenger RNA, 2155 nt
Organism: Physella acuta
Lineage: Eukaryota; Metazoa; Mollusca; Gastropoda; Physidae
Product: mucin-12-like
Source: RefSeq, a predicted model, not a curated record